UGUCCCUUGUCAAUAUCCUAGACCCAUCGAUAUUAAAACAAAUGGAAACGACGAAGCAAAAAAGUUUAUUGUCAAGACAUACAGAAGAAGCAAAUCAAACACAAAAAUACAUUCGUUCCAAAAUCAAAAAAGUUAGUGGGAUGACAGGUUAUUCAAACCAAACACAGGCUGUAUAAGAGCAGAAGGAGAGCGUGUUUUAAUGGACAUAUGGGAUGUUUUAAACUGAUAGUCACAGUACAAAAGGAGCCAAACGGAUAAGAGAAAUGAUUUUUUAAAAAUCAAAGACAGAAAGAAAUAGACCGCCAGUUUUGAAAGAAGAAGCACUUGUCGCAAUUAACUUUAACGACGUAACAGACACAUAUGCCCGACCAGAAUGUAGACUCAAAGCAAUGCUAUGGCUUAUUUCAAAGCUUUAUACACAAAUAAGCUACACAAAAUUGCAUACUUUUAUAGUAUACAUAAUGUUGUUGCCUGCCUAUCUAUGUUUUAGGUCAUGAAAACCGAAUUGAAAAAAAGAUUGUCAUGAAUAGCCAGGUAGAGCAUAUAUCUUUAAGUACCCCGAAACAGCGCGUCCUCAAAGAGUUAAGGAAGAGAAAACGAAAAAUCUACAGGGUCAAACGAUAUUCCUUUUAAAGCGAUUGUCAGAUUAGGAACAUUGAGUACUGGAAUUCAACAUAGCUCUUGCAUUCUGUCCAUGAAUGUGUACAGAUUCCAGAAGAUGUGUAAGUCAGUCUUUAUAGUUACACAAGUAGCUUUGCAUACAUUCAUAGUCAUCAUGUCAAUAAGCUUGUCUGAACGAAUACAAAACUCAGUAUAUAAAACGUAUGGGUUAAUAUGCAAACUUUAUCACGCUAAUUGGGCCCAGACCCAACAAACACGCGUUAACAGUAUAAAAUGAUGUGUUCAAAGAAGCACGACUGUUAAGACUUGAAAAUAUGGAAGAACUUUAUGCAACACAUCGUACCCUUUAGGUGGAAAAGGAACUCCUAACUAAUUUGACCUUUAUGCAAUCAGACAACAAUAGGUAUCCCGCAGGCAUUAGGUGGUAGACAUAACUUGAACUCGUAUAACGCCAGUGUAACAUGUGUCUUUGAAACGGUAAUUAUCUCUUUAAGGGUCAUUUACACAAUGAAUAAACUAUGUGACAUUGUUAAAGCUUUUUUAAAAAUCUUUUACACCUCAUCUCAGAGUCUAAAAUUCUUUUGAAAUCUUCAACCAAGGUCUUGAUGCGAAACCGAUAUGAUUAAUUGCUGGCUCAAAAGACAUUAUCAUAUUCAUUUUUGACUUCAGAGUCAUUAUUUUUAUAAGAGAGAAAGCUAGUGGACUGAGAAGGCCUUUUCCUGAGAGUUUCAUGCUGUAUUCAUUUUUAGAUACCACAUGAUUCUAUGGUAGCAUUGGCAGAAUAGUUAAUGCAAUCUGCAGAGCCUGAAAUCAAGCCAGUAGGAGAAACGUUCAUCUUUCGCAAAGAUGUGAUAUUUUUAUUUUUGUUGACAAUUGUUACAUGACUUGCUAGUGCAGACUUGUUCAUUCAGAAGAUUCGUUUUGAGAAACAGUACUUCGCCUCGUGUCCUUUAGAUUCAAUAUGCCGCCGAAAGUGGGAAACGUCGAUGCUGCUUUUGAAACCCUAGGGCCGUUGCGACGCUACAACAUGGUCCAGUACUGUGUCCUUUGUUCUUCUGUCUGGUCGGCUGCCAUGAACAUGUUUAGCGUUGUCUUCACAGGACAGCAUAACCCGUUCAGGUGUCGUAGAACACCAUCCAUCUUUAAUGACAGCAAAUUCAAAGACCUAACCUACUGGAACAUAUCUGAAAGUGACACGAAAGAGAAGUUUGAUAGUACUUGCAACAUAAAUGUUUUUAAUGGCGGUAUUGGAAAUACUUCUUUGGCUUCUAACAGCUCUUUUACUGAAAAGUGCUCGGCGUUUGACGUGGAGUACCUCUACCCAAAAGACAUGUAUUUCGUGUCCGAGUUCCAUCUUGUGUGCGAGCGGAAAUACUUAAUUGGAAUAUCGCAACUUACACUGACUGCAGGUCAAGGGAUUGCGAUGCUUCUGUUCCCGUACUUCACAGACCGUUACGGACGCAGGCCAGUUUUGCUUUUGUGCUGUGCCCUAUUGUGUGCGUCCUCUCUGGGUUUGGCGUGCUCCGUGAAUUACGGAAUGUUUGUCGGCUUCAAAUUUCUGAUUGGAUUCUUUCUCCAGGGUAUGGAAGCAGCGACUAUAACUGCUAUGAUGGAAACUUUGGUGACUCGACACCGAGCCUUCCUCUUUGCUUUUAUAGGCUGUCUCAACUGGUCAUUCUCCUGUCUCCUGCUCACACCUGUAGCUUAUCUUUUACGAAACCAGUCGUGGAGGAUUCUGGAGUUCACAAUCGCAGCCUUUUCCGUGAAAAUUAUCCCUAUCUCUCUUCUUUUUGAUGAAACAUUACGCUGGCUGGCAGCUAAUGGGAAAGAUGAGCGGAUCAUGGAAGUGCUGAAAAGAGCUUCGAGAUGGAAUGGUGUUGACGUGAAACGAGUUAUAGAUGCGUUUUACACUUCAGACACGAAAGACAAUGAUUCAGACAAUAAGGGGGUGUUUGUCUUGAAUGUCAGUCACAGCAACACGGCUAAAUAUUCUAACGUACCUCUGCCAAACGGGAUCACGCCACGAAAGGACGCACCUUGCGAUCUGUUCAAGGAUCCAAUGUUGAGGAGACAUACUUUGUUCAGCGUAGUCGCCUGGUUCUUCAACAGUUUUACCUACUUUUCCUUGAUUCUCAUGUCUUCCACUCUACACGGAACCAUCUAUGCCAACUACUCUCUCAAUAUUGUUGCUGAGAUGCCGCAAGCAAUUUUUUGCUAUUUCUACCUAGACAAGAUAGGAAGACGUAGAGUUUUCGCUUUCUUUAGCAUUAUUGCAGGGGUGUCGUUGACCGUUGUUGCAACAAUGUGGGAGCUGGCACCGGACCAAAAGAUUGCGAUAACAGCUCUGAGCAUCAUUGGAAAAGUUGGCAUCACAGGCUCCUUCAACGUUAUAUAUCUAUACACCCCAGAACUGUUCCCAACCAACUUACGGAACAUGGGCUUGGGCUUGGCCUACUUAGGCGCACGGCUUGGUGGGAUGCUCUCCCCUUUCGCGGAGCUCCUCAUGGAGAAGAUUGUCUACGCCCCUGGCCUCGUCUUCGGCAUCAGCAGCCUCGCCAUGAGCGUGAUGCCCUUCUUCCUGCCAGAGACCACGAAGUACCAGCUGCCGCAGAGCCUGGCGGAGAUGAAGCUCUGGAAGCGUCCACAAGGUGGUGCUGCUCCACGGCGAUGUGUUCCUGGACAAACAGAUCAUCAAAAAACUGAGGACACUUUGAUGUAACAUGUAAUAUAUUGUUUAUGUACGUUUAGAAACAAAAAUUCGUCGAGCCCGGAAUACGAUAAAAGAUCAUCACGACUGUUCUUAUAUUUUGAUCCAUUGCCGUAUCAGAUUAGAAGCAAGCAAGAUAAUGUUCCUGUUACUGGUUUUUGGGUAUCCUGUCCCCGACAAGCCUAGGGCUGCAGUUCAACGAGCUACUAGUGAUUAGUUGGUAAGGAAAUACAAUUCCAAGAUCGAAUAAUAACAAGUGGUUGUGUAGUCAUGGUCCUCGAAAAAAAAGUGUUAGUGCCAGCCAAAAUUUUUAAAAAUAAUUUGUAGGGAAUUACAUGUAUUGCUAAUAUUUUGUUCUAAAAUGUCAUAUUUUUCCUACAAUUGAAGUCAGUUGGAAUAAGCUAUUUGGAAACUUUAAAAUUGCAAAAGCUGGAA
This is a messenger RNA of Aplysia californica (California sea hare), 3763 nucleotides long. Its product is annotated as solute carrier family 22 member 8-like. Gene Ontology annotation, cellular component: membrane. The transcript has a single exon. Gene Ontology annotation, molecular function: transmembrane transporter activity. The coding region runs from base 1583 to 3340 and encodes 585 amino acids. The record is from RefSeq and is a predicted model, not a curated record. NCBI's taxonomy places the organism in Eukaryota, Metazoa, Mollusca, Gastropoda, Aplysiida, Aplysiidae. Gene Ontology annotation, biological process: transmembrane transport.